Halichondria panicea is the source of this 2460-nucleotide messenger RNA. RefSeq names its product regulator of G-protein signaling 7-like. Gene Ontology annotation, biological process: positive regulation of GTPase activity; G protein-coupled receptor signaling pathway; intracellular signal transduction. Gene Ontology annotation, cellular component: plasma membrane; cytoplasm; neuron projection. The coding region runs from base 104 to 2257 and encodes 717 amino acids. Lineage: Eukaryota; Metazoa; Porifera; Demospongiae; Suberitida; Halichondriidae. Gene Ontology annotation, molecular function: GTPase activator activity. The record is from RefSeq and is a predicted model, not a curated record. The transcript has 14 exons.
GCGCGAUCAUAACCCGAUCACUGUAGCAAGCCAGUAGCUCAUGCUUUAUACAUGAGUUGACUGUUAAUGUUCUAGCAGAGACUGUCAAGACCCUAACUCUAUCAUGAGUCGGAAUAUCUCCCCUGACAAGAGGCCUCAGCGCACGGCCACGCUGCCUACCAAGCUGACCCUCGCUCCCACUGCUCGCAUGGGCCUGGCUCUAGCUGCUUCCAUCUCUCUGCCCAAGUCACCGGAUGGGACCAGCGCAGAGGUCACAGCUCCUGUCUAUGCAAGGAUGCAAGGAGUGAUACAGAAGAUGCUCCACUCAGAGCACGGAGUUCCCAUUCGUUCCCACACUAGACGACUCAUCUCCGCCAUACCCAGCGCCUUCACUGGUGCUGACAUUGUGACCUGGCUCAUGAAGAAUCUUUAUAUCAGAACCAAAGUUGAGGCGGUGCACAUUGGCAACUUGUUGAGCAGACAUGGCUUCUUCUUCUGUGUAGAGGGAACGGAUGUCCCAGUCAAAGAUGAUGGGACUCUGUUCAGAUUCCAGACACCUUAUUACUGGCCCUCCCAGAACCCUUCAGAUUCUGACUUUGACUAUGGAGUGUACCUUGUGAAGCAAGUGCUGAGGAGCAAGCAUCGCAUCAGAUUGUAUGAUUAUGAGAUGAACAACCUGCACAAGCUCAAGCUCAGACUAGCCAAAGAUUGGAGAGGCAUUGCCAACAAGGCUGAGAUGGAUGUCAAGAUCUUCCGUGAGCAAAAGAGAGUUGCCAAAGCCAUCAUCAGUAGUCAAGAGGAGGCCUUCUGGAGACUGCACAGACCUCCGCCUGGCAGCAGCAGUGUGAGUGACUCCACCCUCUCCAGACACUACCUCACUCGGCCAGAGUGGAGGGCGUAUCGUUGGAACCUAGAGAGUCUGCGAGCUGAGGUGGCCUUCCUGAGAACUGCUGCAAUGAAGCCAAAGGUCCACAUGUCCACUGUGCUGGAAGGAAUGGUGGGAUAUUGUAAAAAGUAUAAGGAAUUUGACCCGAUGUUGGAAGCCCCGUUACCUAGCAACCCAUGGAUCACUGGCGACACCACUCUCUGGUCUAUGGAAACCUCUCUUCUGGAUACGCCCACGGAUCGUCACGUGCGUAACUGGGCGUGUUCCUUCCAUGCUCUCCUCUCGGACGUGACUGGUCGUCAAGUAUUUGAAGAGUUUUGCAAGAGUCAGUACAACCACGAGAAUGUGAGGUUCUGGCAAUCUUGUCAAGAUCUCAAGUCCAUUCCCCUCAAGGCUAUUCCCGGCUCUAUCAGGCUAAUCUACGAUGAAUUUCUCCAGCGUAAUGCCGGGAGUGAAGUGAACGUGAGUGCCAAGGUUCAGGAGGAGGUGGAGAGAGACCUCGAGACUCCAUCCAGAUACGCCUUCACUGCUGCUCAGGAACAAAUCUACCAGCUGAUGCAGAAUGAUAUCUACUCUCGGUUCCUGAAGUCCUCUCUCUACCAAGACAUGCUCAAGCGUGGCAAAGACGCGGCUGCUGGUAAAGGUUUCUUUGCUCGACUUCAACUGAGGAAGAAUAAAUUGGACGUGGGCCAGAAAGAUGCUCGAGGCAUCAGCCCCAACCUCCCCCAGAGGUACACCAAGAGACAGCUAAGUAUCUCUCGCAAGCUAAGCUCCAACAACGGCUCCUCCUCGCUGGAUGACCUCUUCCUAGCAUCCAGUAGUUCAGACCCCACCGUAAUAGGUCAGGGACAACGACGCUCCGUCUACACUGAGGCUUUCAUUGAUGCCCUCACAACUCCCGGCCCUAACAAGACCCACUUCCAACAGCAGGGGAUACGAAGAGUCUCCGCUCCCGGGCCCCCCACUGGGACAGGAGGGGAACACUUGGAGAUACAAGAGUCGAUACCUGAGGUAGAGAGGUUUGGGCCUCUGGCUAUGGACAGCUCCACCAUACCCAUGUCUUACAGUGCUGAUGAUAUGAAGGAGCUGCUUUAUGAUGCUGACAAUCUGGGGCCCUCAAAAUGGAAGAAGUUUGGGAUAGCAGCUGGUAUGGAUCUGUCUGAACCACUAUCCCCCAUUAAACCUGAGAGCAGUCUACAAGCCCAGCUAGCUGUGGGGGUCCACCCUGCACGAAGCUUGUCCACUGACCACACCCACGGCCUCCUCGCCGUGCCGACUGCAUAUGGCUUCUCAACUUCGCCCAAAACUGGAGCCUUUGAAUACGAGUCCAUUAACAAGACAUCGCUUAGAGCCGGUAGCUCUGACAGCAUCCACUCCACUGCUAGUCAAUAACUUGUGUGUGUGUGUGUGUGUGUGUGUGUGUGUGUGUGUGGUGUGGUGUGGUGUGGGCGUGUGUGUGUGUGUGUGUCACUCUGGAAUCAGUGCAGGAAUCAGUAGAACGUUGUAGUUGUAUAAUUUAGAUUUGAUUUUAAAUUUGCUCGAUUGUGCAGUUUUGUGCUGACAGUUUCACUUCUGAAAGAAAGUUACUUCGAUGA